Messenger RNA from Sinocyclocheilus anshuiensis, 2124 nucleotides. RefSeq names its product synaptonemal complex protein 1-like. The transcript is spliced from 24 exons. Gene Ontology annotation, molecular function: double-stranded DNA binding. The record is from RefSeq and is a predicted model, not a curated record. Gene Ontology annotation, biological process: chiasma assembly; meiotic DNA repair synthesis; lateral element assembly. Gene Ontology annotation, cellular component: male germ cell nucleus; synaptonemal complex; central element. Lineage: Eukaryota; Metazoa; Chordata; Actinopteri; Cypriniformes; Cyprinidae. Bases 1 to 2124 code for a protein of 707 amino acids.
AUGCAAAAACCAUUCAACUUCAAACUGCUGGUGCCCCCAAGAGCUCAUUUGAGUCAAGUUUCUGCAGUGAAGCCUCAGGAAACAGGCUUGUUUGAAGAAAACUCUGUUUUUUCUCCUUCAAACCAGAGUUAUAACAAGUGUUCAGAUAUGGAGACCAGCCUGCCAUUUCCAUCCAAAAUGGUGCUUCCUACGAAGACAUCAAGAACUGAGGGCACGAAGAAGGCUGCAGUCAUGCCAAUGGAAAAGGAGGAGACAUCAGUAAGAUCCAGCCAGCUGUACUCCAGAUUGCUUGAUGAAGCUGAGAAAAUCAAACUCUGGAAGUUCAAAAUAGAUUCUGAGAUUUCACAAAAAGACAGGAAGCUCCAGGAGAACAGAAAAACCAUUGAGACGCAGCGAAAAGCUAUUCAAGAGCUUCAGUUUGCAAAUGAAGGUCUGAGCAUGAAAUUAGAGGAUCAACUGAAUGAGAAUGAAGAUCUUAGAAAUACAAGCAAUGCAACCAGAAAUUUGUGUAACAUUCUAAAGGACACAUUUGAGAGAUCUGCUGAGAAAAUGAAUCUGUUUGAGGCUGAACGGGAAGAAACUCAUGAUCUGUUCUUACAGAACAAUGAGAAUAUUCAGAGGAUGGUGGCAGCAUUUGAAGCUCUUCGGAAGCAAGCAGAAGCUGAUCAGCAGGAUAUGUUGAAAUUAAGAGAAUGCCUUGCACAGUUUGAGGAUCUUAAAGUGAAGUUGGAGAGUGAAUGCCAUGUGAAGGAGAAGGAGGUUGCUAUGCUUCAAGAAGAACUCCAAGAAAAAGAAAACAAUCUCAAAGAUGUUUCACUAAAACUCAAAGAGGCACAGCAAAGCUCCAGUGUGAUAGAGGAGUCAGCAAGGAAACAUCAGAAAUUACUUCAAAGCGUUACACAGGACCGGGAGGCACUUGAGGAGAAACUCAGGUUGACAGAGCAACUCAAAUGGGAGAUGGAGGAAAAACAGAGAGCCCUAAAUUACAAACUGGAACAAAGCAAGGAGAACCAUGAGAAAGUUCUUCAAAAGAAAGACGAUGAACUACAGGAACUAAACAACAUCAAAGAGCAACAGUCAAACCAGCUUUCAGAGAUGGAGCUGACAGUGAAUUCUUUGCAGUCUUCACUAACUUCUGAGAUAAAGAGGGCACAAGACCUUGAGACAAAGAUAAGCUCCUUGGUGAAUGAACUCAGUGACAACAACACAGAGUUGGAAGUUAUCAAAGGGCAGAAAGAGGACCAUAGCAAGCAAAUACAGAUACUCAAAGAUGAGCUGGAUGAGAAGUCAAACUCACUCUCGUCUAUAAAGGAGGAAUUAAAGACAAGGGAGGUUCAGGUAUUCCAGCUUAUUGCCUCACUUGAAGAGCAACAAAGUGAGGCAAAUGAUUUGAAGGAUGAAAUGGAGAGUGUCAGCACAGAAAAUAAAAACAUGAAGGAAGCCCUGACAAAAGCUAGACUUGACAAUGAAGAGCUGCAAGAAGUUGUAGUUUUAAAAGAGGCUAAAUUAAAAGAGGUGGAGGAACAAUUGUCAGGUGCUUUGGAGAGCAGUUGUAAAUCAUCAAAAGAGGUAGAAAGAUUGGAGAGGGACAUAAUGCAGCAGAAGGAGAAAUAUGAGGAGCUGAUAUUGAAGUUUAAUGACCUGCAGAUACAGAAGGACACCAUUCAACAACAGGCUGAUAGUGGUGCUUUAGAGAAGAAAGUCCUUCAGUCUCAUCUCAUGAAAAGCGAUGCAAAUGCAGAAAGAGAGAAGACAGAAAUAGAGAGACUUGAGAGAGAGAAACAACAGCUUCAGGAGCAGGUGGAUAUUUUAUCUGCAAAAAUUGCUGGGCAGGAUGAAGAGAGUAAGAAUGUUCAGCAGCAGUUGAAGGAGAGUGGCAAAACCGCAAAGCGGGAACUUCUGUUAAAAGACAAACAAAUCAAAGCACUGGAGUCAAAGCUAACAAACACUAAAACAAAACUAGAGACCAAAACAAAAGCUAAAGAGGAAUGUCUAAAAGAGAUUAUUAAAUUGAAGGAAGAUUCAGAAAGUAUAGAGAAGUGUCACAAGGAGGAGCUUCAGAAAAUAAGCUCUGACCUCGAAGACAAAUCAACAUCAGAGGCUCAACUCAACCUUGAGAAUUAA